Sycon ciliatum is the source of this 1293-nucleotide messenger RNA. RefSeq lists its product as uncharacterized. The coding region runs from base 1 to 1293 and encodes 430 amino acids. The record is from RefSeq and is a predicted model, not a curated record. Lineage: Eukaryota; Metazoa; Porifera; Calcarea; Leucosolenida; Sycettidae. The transcript is spliced from 19 exons.
AUGGCUCCAUUGCUAAGUUUUCUUCUAGUUCUAGCCUUCCUCAUUGGCGCUACAUCUGCAGAUGGAACGUGUUUUGGAACCGGGUGUAUUGGUACAUAUGCAUCUAUCACAGGCACAGGUCCGCAGACCAUGCUGACCCCCGUGGGUGGCGCUCUUCUUGGAACAACUAAAACUAUCACGGGCAUUGAUCAGAAUUCCCACAUCGUAUGCAACGAAUACAGGUUCGCGAAUGGAAAGUUUGAGGAAAACCCCUAUGGAAAGACCGUCCCAGCAACGUGUGACGUUGGAUACGAACUGAAUCCUUUCGCACUUGCGAAGUGCACCAGCAAGAAUGGUGUCUUUGGUUGGUCUAACUUGUACUUAGCACCUCUGGACAAGAUGUGUAUCAAUAUCACCCUUGUUGGUGGAUAUCAAGUUCUCCCAAGUGGAACUCCUCCGCAAAACGUCCAUAACCCCCUUGUUGGCGGAUCUCAAGUUCUCCCACGUGGAACUCUUCCGCGUAACGUCCGAACUCCUCCGCAUAACGUCCUAUGCAACGAAUACGAAAUCAAGAAUGGAAAAAUUGAAAGUGGAGAUUAUGGCGCAAUCCGUGUACCAACGUGUCAUUCUGGUUACAAACACGGGAUUUUCGCAUAUGUGAAAUGUACUGGCAAGAUCGGCGUCUCUGGCCACGCUGCUUAUGGGUGGUAUAACUUGUACUCUGUGCCUAUGAACAACAUGUGCGUCACAAACUCAGAAAACACCCUUCUUGGUAAAUAUCAAAUUUACAGAAAUGGGCAGCCGUUCGAGUUUUAUCUCCGUUCGCCAUCACUUACAGGCACCACCGACCGCUCUCAGGACACCGUCCUAUGCCUCACCUACACAUUCGAGAAUGGAACAUUUGCGCAUGCACAAUAUGGCGACACCGUUCCAGCAACAUGUCCCGCUGGAUACGAACGCACAGCUUUCGCAUUCGCGAAGUGUACCUUCAGGAACGGCAUUUACGGCUGGUCUAACGUCAACUCUAUCCCUCUGGACAAGAUGUGCGCCAAGAACACCCUUCUUGGAACAUAUACCGUAGGUGCACCAGCAGGCCAAUACGAUCCAGAGGCUCCCAUCGUAUGCGACGACUACAGGGUCAUGAAUGGAAAGUUUGUGUCAACACACUAUGGCAUGGCCAGUGAGGUGACGUGUGACACCGGAUCCUACCCUGCAACCCCGCACGCAGUGGCACAGUGUGUUAGCAGGAACGGUCUCUAUGGCUGGUCGAUCUCGGACUCUUCUCCACCUGAGGACAAGAUGUGCAUCCCUUAA